UAUAUUUAUAAUAUUUGGGAUGAUUUCAAAUGAUUUUAGUUUUGAUGAAUUUAUGAUUUUGGUGAAUUAAGAAAGAGCUGCCAGAAUUUCAAUUAAAAUACUGUAAAAUUUUAUUCAAAAUUAUCAGAUUUAUGAAAGAAAAAAAAAUUAAGGAAUUUCAUCAAACACAAUAACUUUAUUAAAAUUCAAUACUUAAUAUAUUUCUAAUAACAAUGUAUUUUAAAAGCACAAGUUAAAUAAUAUUGAAUUUAAAAAAAAAACUUCUUAAAAUUUCAUGUUUAACAAAAAGAAAAUUUAUUAUUCAGUAGAAAUCAGUCCAUGUCUCAGAAUGAAUGCAUCCUGUAAUGUAUUGGAUUUAAGCUAUCCCAUUAGUUUGAAUUUUCUAGAAUAAAUAAUCUAUUUUAAAAGAAACAUGUACGUAUCAUUAUAUGUAGAUACCGGAGGAUAACCAAAUAUCCAAAGACCCAAAUAUUCUAAGAGCAUUUAACGCUAAACCGUUUCACGGUUUCUUAGUUUUAAUUUAUUUUUUUGGUCUGAAAAAAAAAAGAAAAAAAAAAAGAAAACUGAUCGCAGGCCGUCACGUAUCGGUAGGGCCCGCAAACAGUGCAAAAACCCAACCAAUAUUUUCAUUACUUUUGUGAUCGGUUUUUAUGGUUUUUGUGGAACCCCAGGUUAAGAAACCUCCUAAUAACCCGAAAUAAAAAUGGUAUAAGGUUGUGACUGAGAAAUUUAGAAUAAAUAGGUGGAAAAUAAAAAAAGUGAGAAUAGGAGGAAAAAUAAAAGUGGAAGAAAGAAUACAGUGAAGUAAAUGUAUUUACUCUUGUUUUAGUUAGAGUAAAAUUGUAUGUAUUUUUUUCUCUUUAUUAACCGUGUUUAGAUAAAGCGAGAAGAAAAUGAUUUUCAUUUGAUUGGUUAAAAAGUAGAAUAACUCAGCUGAAAUAAUAUUUACUCUACUACAUUAUCGCUAAUAAUACUUGUCAGUCAAAACCUAAUUGUAUAAAAAAAUCCACAUGCUUUCUUUACAUAACCAGAACUUUCAGAAUAUCUAAUGCUUGGUCAAUUUCAAUCAACAUCAUUCUUUUUAGGUAAAACAAUAAGUCAAUAUAUAUAUAAAAAGGUCGAUAUAAUAGGAAGUUUUCGGAACAUAUCCCACAGCCCAACCCUAGACCCUUAUACAUCCCCUAAUUAAUUUCUCAAUCUGACUCCAAUCCAAAACAAAACCAGAAGAAAAAAAACAAAGAACAAAAUGGAUGUCCCGUUUCUAAACAAGAAUUUUUCAUCUUCAUCUUCUUCAAAUUCAAAUUCAUCAUCAUGGGGGCCUUCUUAUCACCAAAACCCUAGAACCAUAUCUUUCAGAGCCACCAGUAUCGCAAACAACUAUUACGACGUUGACGAGGAAGAGGAAGAGGAAGAGGAAGAGGAAGAAGAAGAGGAAGAGAAGCCACUUUCUGCCAUCAUCUUAUCCUCCUCAUUCUCCUCCACAUCAUUCACGGCUGACGGCAUAGAAGAGCUGCCAGAGACCGAGUCCAUAGAGAAUGUGAUCAAAGGUAUUAAACCAUCAGAAAGACUCAUUUUCGAACGAACAGGAAAAUCCAAAUCGAUACUCGAAGAGAUGAGGAACAAGGAUUCAUGCUCUUAUACUUGGAAUCAAUCCACCUUUUCUACAAUUUCAAAUGAUUCAUGGUGGAGAUGGUUGAGGUACACACCCAUCAUCACAGCUAGAGAAGCCUCAAAAUGUAUCAUGAAGACGACCAAAUAGAUAAAUGACAUGUACAAGCUUGAUACGUCGUAAUCUUGCAUGCACAAUUGACGUUUGUGUGAGAAUCUACAAGAGUUGCGUCUAGAGAGAUUGCAUAUACGGACCCAAUAGAUCUUUUCGGAGGUUUCAUCUCAUGCCAUAUGAACAGUUAGUAUACUCGUGAGCUCUUCUUCUUUAUUUGCUUCCAGUGCGUGUGACUCAUGCUGGUAAUAUAUUUUUAAAUUGAUCUAUGUAUUUGUCCAUUUGUCAAUACAAAAAAUUAAAACUCUUUCCGAAAGCAAGACAAAAACCAUUAGUUUUGUAAUG
This is a messenger RNA of Brassica napus (rape), 2065 nucleotides long. Its product is annotated as transcription repressor OFP18-like. The transcript has a single exon. Lineage: Eukaryota; Viridiplantae; Streptophyta; Magnoliopsida; Brassicales; Brassicaceae. Bases 1247 to 1759 code for a protein of 170 amino acids. The record is from RefSeq and is a predicted model, not a curated record.